UAAUAAUCAGUUUUUGUACACCUUUGCACUGCAGCUGCCAAAUCGCAGUUAUUUCAGUUUAAGUCAGUUUGUAACGCAUGUAAAAUGAUUAAAUUCUUAAUUUUUUGUUUAUUCGUUGAUUUGGUGAUGAGUUUAUCUUCUCAGAUUCCCACACAAUUGAUUAAGUGCUACAGUGAAGAGUAUGACCUACAAACCGAUCAUUUUCCGCCGUUUGAACCGCGAACUUUGGUAGAAUUGAUCAGGAAAUUGGAACACAAUAAAACAGAACCUAAUAUUCGAUUGAUAUCCAAUGCUAUUUUACAUGUUUCAAAAUUUGAUGGUAUUCAACACGCAUCCAUCUCAAGAUACACCAGGACGGUUCUACCAUAUCGUGGAGUAGGCCCACAGUUUUUCAGACAUUCCUACCUGGUAGAUCACCUCACAACUGGAGAAAAUGCCAAUUUACAAUUUCCGGAUGUUCUUACCACCAAGGAAUUUUGCCUGUUACAUUUUCUUAUCUCUGAUACUGUUGAUUUACGCCUGCGGGGAGAUGAAAGUAAAACCUGCUCGAUUAAUCUAAACAAAAAAUUAGGUCAUCUCCAAGAUGAAUCAAGACCUUUUGAGCGUGUAACUGAAUAUUCUGAUUGCCCUGAACAAAAAGGUGUGAUUUACACUAAAUGGGGCACUGUUUCUGUUGGUCCCUUGAUUGCUGGUAUAGCAUCAGCUUUUGAAAGAACCAAUAGUUCAACAGAUGUGGAUAAUGUAUGGCUGGCGACACUCGGUGGUAUGUUGGGGCAAGCGAUAAUCAAUCAAGCAACUGAUAAACCUAAUAUCUUCAAUACGGGUGUUUGGAACAACACCAUCAAACCAGGAAAGUUUUAUCUGAAGGGAAAUCACUGGGAUGGAAAUGUAGCACAACUACUUGGAGCUAUUGAUGGAUUGAUUCUCUCCAUGGAGGUGCGCAGGUGGUAUCACGAGUUUCCGGCGACGAGUUUAUCCCAGUUAAUUUCGACGUAUUACUCGCCUCGGGGUGUUCCAUACGACCAUAGUAUUCGAGCCUGCAAUCGAGAAGAACGAUUAGAGAGAAUUUUCAAAGAUUACAACAUUACAAAAGAAGUUAUAAAAGUGACACAACUAUUAAACACUUAUGGAAAUUAUAAUGUGAAGUUAGUUGAUGAAAAUAUUUCUAAUUUGGCCAAGGGUGGAAUAAACCAUUUGAAUUCUAAUAUUGGAUUAUUGGUCUCGGCGUUCAAAGAAUGCGAGAGUAAAGAUUCGAUGGGAGUUCAAAAACGUUUAGAAGUGAUUAUAAUCGCAGAUCAUAGUUAUACACAGUAUCAAAUGGAACUGGUUUUCUCGUAUCUGGUUGAUCAAGCUGAUGUAUCACAUUACUCCAGUCGUAUUGGGCUUAUAAGCGGAACUUCCGGUCGAUGGCUAGUGAAUAUCACCAAUGACGUCUUGGAAAUUUACGAAUCCAUGUCUAAAAUCAACAAUAACGAUUGGCCUAGUGGUUUAUCCUUAACGCCCUGUUUACAUGAAGUAAUAGCAUACUACCAAAACAUUUCCGGUACACCUCGGACCCUUUUCGAGCGUCCCCAUGGAAAAGUCAUAGUUAUCCUGGGUCAAUCUUCUUAUUUAACGGACAACGACCUGGUAACUUCAAAGAAAUCGUUGGAUUCCAUCCGGAACACCUAUCCGGAAGCCCGGAUAAUUUUGGCGACUGAUUCUGAACAUGCCAGGACCUACAGUCAGUUGAUAACACCUGGAGACAGUCAUUUAAUUAUGGUCAAAGACUUUGAACUUAAAGAUACCAUUAUACAAAUCGCUAAACAUUUAAAUGAAAUACCAGCGGCCAUUGCUGACGUACACGGAAAUUCAUCCGAAGUGAAUUUUGAAGAUUACAUUACGCCUAACAUGACCACAACGUAUGAAAUUGAUGGGAAAUACUUAUCUUUGGAGGAUCUUACAGUUAGUGUUAGAAGCCGUUACGAGUUGAAUAUUUGUGUUUACAAUGCAAUCGACAAGAUUGCCAACAAAAAAUGUACAUCAAAACGGAGUGGUGAUGAAGUGACUUUCAACACUGUGGAUUAUUGUGAUGGUAACACUGGUUGCUCACUACGAUUCGACUUUACAACUAAUCACACGGCAACCCAAUGUGCAGAAUUCGCAUGUAGAUAUUCUGACCAAGUGCUAAUCAACAUUCGCACAUCGUGGAGGACGAACGCGUCACCCACGCGCAUGUCAACAUCCUGCUCGCUGCUAGUCGCGAUCGCUUUAAUAUCAAAUUAUUUAAAACAUUGAUGUUCGACAAAGUAAUAAAUGUAAGUACCUAGUAUGUGUAUUGUAUGCAGAUUGUAUGAGGAUAAUUUCAUUAUUGUCGUGUUUGUUUGUGCGCCAACAUUCUUUUGUCGAUUUCGCUCGAAAAUGACGCAAAGUUUUAUGCGCCUCGCAUCCCACACAUAAACGCACACACGGCCAAGACAGGCAGGUAUAUGUGGAUUCCAUGUUGUGCGGCUUUUACGUACAAAUUACGAGCGACGCCAUCGAUUUUCCAUUGGGUAUACACUUCUCCUUCUCGGUAGGUUUAGGAAUAACAGAAUGAGGCAUGAGACAUCAUGCCGUGUCUAGUUUGUAUAAGUGUAUGACUAAUUCGUGUAGGAAUAAGUUUUUAUACUGGCAGAUAACGUAAAAUGUCACCUAAUUUUGUAAUAUGUAGAUUUUAGUUAAAUUUUGUUAAUUGUGGCCAAAAUUUUGCAUAUUUUGUAGGUUAAAAAAAUGGCACCAAAAAUAGUUCAAAAAUGGCGCAAAAUGGCACUUUUUAAGUAGUUAGACAUAUUUUCUUCAAAUUAUAAGUGUUUUUUAUGAAAAUGGAUUUUAUUUUUGUAUGAAAUUCUAAAAAAAAAUAAGUUUAUAUCAAAAAAUAAAAAAAUGUCCCCAAAAA
Dalotia coriaria is the source of this 2917-nucleotide messenger RNA. RefSeq lists its product as uncharacterized. Lineage: Eukaryota; Metazoa; Arthropoda; Insecta; Coleoptera; Staphylinidae. Bases 85 to 2277 code for a protein of 730 amino acids. The transcript has 10 exons. The record is from RefSeq and is a predicted model, not a curated record.